GCCCUGCUGGUCAUGGAUCUGGCACAGCAAGUGCGGGCACUGAGCCGCUGGGCGACCGAGGAGAUGGGGGUUCCCGCGGCGGCCCGGCCCUCGGAGUCGACGCUGCGUAGGCUGUGUCUGGGCCAGGGGGCCGACAUCUGGGCCUACGUCUUGCGGCAUGUGCACAGCCAGAGAAGUGUCAAGAAGAUCCAAGGAAACCUCCUCUGGUAUGGCCACCAGGACGACCCAGAGGUUCGUCAGAAGUCAGAGCUGGAAGCCAGUGUGGCCCAUCUACGGACAGAGAUCCAAGAGCUGGAACAGAGCCUGGAGCUGAUAGAGCAAGAGAACGAGACUCAUGACACUGCCAUGGAACAGGCGCUGCAGAAUGUGCGAGACACACAGCGUUGUGCUCUUCUCCUCCGGGCCAAAGCAGGAGCCAUGAGAAGACAGCAACGUGGGCUCCGAGAUCCCAUGCAGUGGCUGCAGAACCAGCUCAGCCACCUGCAGGAUAUCGAAAGGAAGGCCAAAGCAGAAGUGACCUUUGAACACCUGACACCAGAGUCCCUGGGCGUGGAGCCUGUGGUCCUGCGUGAUGUGCGAACAGUCUGCAACCUCCGGGCCCAGUUCCUGCAGAACCUCCUGACUCCCCAGACCAGGGAAGGCAGUGUCCAAACCAUCCCCGAUGACCACUUUGGAGCUUCCUACCAGCAGUGGCUUAGCUCUGUGGAGACACUGCUGACCAACCACCCCCCAGGCCAUGUGCUGGCUGCUCUGGAGCACCUGGCUGCAGAGCGGGAGUCUGAGAUUCAGUCCCUGUGCAGUGGGCACAGCCUGGAAGAUGUGGAGCCACCCAGGUCCCAGGCCCUGGACCAGAUGGACUCCAGCCAGGCUCUGCCAUCCAUGGAACAUCUCCUCCAGGAGGGUUGGCAGACUGUGGGUGCACUGCUCUCCCAGCGGGGUGCCCUCCUCAAGGAGCAUCAGGUCCUGAGACAGCGCCUUCAGAGCCUGGUGGAGGAGAUGGGGAGCCGUACCCUAGGAUCCAGCGAAAGGCAGGCACUAAUGCUGGAGCUUCGGAGGUGUGGCCUGCAGGCAGAACUCAAGGCCCUGCGUGCCCAGAGCCAGGAGCUGGAGGAUGCAGCCAGGCACCAGCAACUCCUGCUGAGAGAACUGCAGGCCAAACAGCAGCGGAUCCUACACUGGCGUAGGCGGGUGGAAGAGACACAGGAACAGAUCCGCCUGCUCAUCAAGGGAAACUCGGCCAGCAAGACCCGCCUGGGCCGGAUCCCAGGGGAGGUGCUGGCCCUGAUUCAGGAGAAGGUGGUCCCCUUGGCAGAGGCAGUAGCCCCACAGAGCCAGGAACUGCUUCGCUGUCUGCAGGAAGAAGCCCAUCAUCUGGUCCACCUUCCCCUGAACAGCCUGCUGCAGCCCAGCCCCAGAGGGUUGGAACCCCUUCCCACAUUCCUGCCAUCUAUCUACCAGCUGCACCCCGCCUGCCCAAAGAGCUCAAGCCUUGUAGCACUGGGCCGUAUCCUGGGGCUGCCCAGAGGGCAGGCACCGGAACUGCUCCUCCCGAGGGCCGCCUCUCUUUGCCAGGACCUUCUGUUGCUCCAGGACCAGCAGCAUCUUCGGGGCUGGGAUCUGCUCCGAGUGAAGACCAACCUGCCGCCGGGACCAUCCCCCCAGGAACUGCUGCAGAUCCUGGCAGCGCAGGAAAAGGAACAGAAGGAGAAUCCCGGCAGAGCCCUAAGGAGGCUUGAGAAUCUGCUGAAACAGGCACUGGAGCGAAUCCCUGAACUGCAGGUGGCUGUGACGGACUGGUGGGAGCAGCCGGGCCAAGGUGCCCUCACCGAGGAGCUCUGCCAAGGCCUGUCCCUAUGCCAGUGGCGGCUGCGCUGGGCGCAGGCCCAGGGGGCCCUACAGCAGCUGUGCAGAUGAAGGGUCUCAAACAGAAGUCACCACGUUCAUGUUUGUCUGCCCAUCACAGCACUUCACAUUGCCCAGAAGGACACAUUGCCAGGACUUGGCCCCCACCACUUUGCCUGUCGCCACACCUGCAGCCCUGCUCACAUGCUGUGCUGUGGCUGCUCACAAGGCCCUUGCCCUGCCCUUUCAUCCCCCCUCCCUCAGCCAAGAGGGCAUUCCGAGCACCCCUGAAAGUUCUUGUCACCUUCACUCUCAUCAAAAAGCAAUUGAGCAUCUCCUCUGGAUGCUCGAGAUACAGCGGAGGGCUCGGGGGAGACAGGACACACGCAGCUCCUGCCUUCAGGGAGGUGCAGUCUAGGACGUGGAGACAGAUCGUUGACAAGUAGAUAGGUUAGCUGCUGUAGAGAAUAGAGCAGGUGCGUGUGUGGUUUAAGCAGAGGCCCCGUACCAGCAGAGUGUCCGAGAAGGGCUCGUGGGCAGCAGCUAUGGCACGUGCCAAGGCCUCUUGUGUCCAGUGUCACUCUCCACCUGUCAUUGCCACUGUGCUUUGGCUACAAAAGCUUUGUGAUAUCCUGUAGGAUGUGAGAUAACCCUUGUUGUUCAAGUUUACUUGUCUCUGCUUGCUAAGUUUUCCCCUAAAAUAAAGAGAAAUUCGCACUUAACCUUCCCAGCUCCAGACAAAAGCCAAUGGGUGAUAGUUUGACACCUUUGUUGUGCACCUCCUCCCAGCUCCUCUGAGACUUGAUCCGCCUCUCCCCCACACACACUUCCCAACUUUGCUUCUGUUCCUGGUUGCCUUGUCACAGUUUUACACAUUGGCUACCCUGUUCACACACCCUAGUGUCCCCUGCUCCGCAGCGGGUCCUACUAGUCUCUGAAUGUAAGAGAUCUUCACCUUGCUGAAUUUGUUUCCAUGACACAUCUUCUAACAUAAAUUGUU
Molecule: messenger RNA, 2842 nt
Organism: Ochotona curzoniae (black-lipped pika)
Lineage: Eukaryota; Metazoa; Chordata; Mammalia; Lagomorpha; Ochotonidae
Gene: HAUS5
Product: HAUS augmin like complex subunit 5
Exons: 19
Coding region: 13-1914 (633 amino acids)
Biological process (GO): centrosome cycle; spindle assembly
Cellular component (GO): centrosome; HAUS complex
Source: RefSeq, a predicted model, not a curated record